AUGCACACGGACGAUGAAAGCGAGAUUGAAUACACGGUGGUUAAGCGCGUUGCGUCCGUUACGAUUGAAUCGGAUAGUCAGGUGGAAGCAGAAGUGCAACAGCGAUCUGGACGUAUAAGACGGAAGAAAAGGAUUGUGAAACGGAAAAAUGUUAAUGACAAGAUGGAUGUCGAUAUUAUUGCUUCUCAGUUCAGUAUCAUAAACAGAGGGAUGGACUGGGAUGGCCUGUGCUCAGCAAGUGAAUUGUCAUCUUCUGAAACCUGCUCCUCCGAUGGUCGUGAGGCGGACGAUGAACAAUCAGAUUGGGUUGGUCGUAUAAAUGAAGACCAAAACUUUCCUCUUCCGCAGAUAUCGACGAAGCAACAGCGCUUUAUUAAAACGCGUACUGCAUCAGCAGCUCUGCAACGAAAGCUUGAACGGUUUAUUCGAGAUGAUAGUCAACGUGAACUUGUUGUAAAAAACUGGACCGGUUAUCAGCAGGUUAGUCGAGUUUUGCAGUUUUUUGGUCUGGAAGUUUUGAAAAGAGGUCGUGGGAUGGUAGUUUUGAAGAAGACACGAUAA
Brugia pahangi is the source of this 561-nucleotide messenger RNA. The record is from the annotation of a GenBank genome assembly. NCBI's taxonomy places the organism in Eukaryota, Metazoa, Nematoda, Chromadorea, Rhabditida, Onchocercidae.